Molecule: messenger RNA, 1818 nt
Organism: Oryza brachyantha (malo sina)
Lineage: Eukaryota; Viridiplantae; Streptophyta; Magnoliopsida; Poales; Poaceae
Product: auxin transporter-like protein 3
Exons: 6
Coding region: 43-1392 (449 amino acids)
Cellular component (GO): plasma membrane
Source: RefSeq, a predicted model, not a curated record
CAGGUGCUCCUGACGCUGCCCUACUCAUUCUCGCAACUGGGGAUGCUCAGCGGCAUACUGUUCCAGCUCUUCUAUGGCCUGCUGGGCAGCUGGACGGCAUAUCUCAUCAGCAUCCUGUACGUGGAGUACAGAACCAGGAAGGAGAGGGAGAAGGUGGACUUCAGGAACCAUGUCAUUCAGUGGUUCGAGGUGCUGGAUGGCCUGCUGGGGAGGCACUGGAGAAACGUCGGCCUGGCCUUCAACUGCACCUUUCUACUAUUCGGCUCCGUCAUCCAGCUCAUCGCCUGCGCUAGCAACAUCUACUACAUCAACGACAAGCUGGACAAGAGGACGUGGACCUACAUCUUCGGUGCGUGCUGCGCGACAACGGUGUUCAUCCCGUCUUUCCACAACUACCGCAUCUGGUCAUUCCUCGGCCUCGUCAUGACGACCUACACGGCCUGGUACCUCGCCGUCGCCUCCCUCCUCCAUGGCCAGGUCGAUGGCGUGAAGCAAUCGGGCCCAACAAAGAUGGUCCUCUACUUCACCGGGGCCACAAACAUUCUCUACACCUUCGGUGGGCACGCUGUUACUGUGGAGAUCAUGCACGCGAUGUGGAGGCCGCAGAAGUUCAAGGCGAUCUACCUGAUGGCGACGCUGUACGUGCUGACGCUGACGCUGCCGUCGGCGGCGAGCGUGUACUGGGCGUUCGGGGACGAGCUGCUCACGCACUCGAACGCGCUGGCGCUGCUGCCGCGCACGGCGUUCAGGGACGCGGCCGUGGUGCUCAUGCUGAUCCACCAGUUCAUCACCUUCGGCUUCGCCUGCACCCCGCUCUACUUCGUGUGGGAGAAGCUCAUCGGACUCCACGACUGCCGCAGCCUCUGCAAGCGCGCCGCCGCGCGGCUCCCCGUCGUCGUGCCCAUCUGGUUCCUCGCCAUCAUCUUCCCCUUCUUCGGGCCCAUCAACUCCGCCGUCGGCUCCCUCCUCGUCAGCUUCACCGUCUACAUCAUCCCCGCCCUGGCGCACAUGAUCACCUUCCGCUCCGCGCACGCUCGUGAGAAUGCCGUGGAGCCGCCGCCGCAGUUCGUUGGGCGGUGGACUGGCACGUUCAUCAUCAACACGUUCGUGGUGGCGUGGGUGCUGGUGGUCGGCUUCGGGUUCGGUGGCUGGGCCAGCAUGACCAACUUCGUCCACCAGAUCGACACGUUCGGGCUCUUCACCAAGUGCUACCAGUGCCCGCCGCCUCCGCUGCCGUCGACGGGCGCCGCUCCGAACGUCACCUGGCCGCCGUUCCCGGCGACGCCGUUCAACGCCACCGCCGCCGGCGCCGGCAUCGCUCCGGCCCCUGCUCCUUCUUCGCCGGCGCAUUUCUUCGGUCGCCACCACCGGCAUCACAUCCACGGGCUCUGAGUCGUGAAUCCUACCGGUGCAUGAGUGCAGCGCUCGAGCUUGGGCUUAGUUCUAGUUGUUCACCAGCGCCGUCACUGGUUAGUGUAGGCUGUAGCUUAGCACAAAUCCAGCCUCUUCUCUAGUUUGGUUGUGUUUCAGAGAGGGUGGUGACGAGGCUAUCGGUAGCAUGUCACGGAGUACCCCGUUUCAAGUCCCUUGGUUCUGUACUGCCUCCUGGCGUGGAGCUCAAAAAACUUGCAGGAAAAAAAAGGGAAUGUUGCUACGGCCGCAGAUGCAAGAGCCAGCUAAUCUAGCUCUCUUUUACUUUCUCUUAUUCUCAUGCUUGCUCGGUUCUCUUUUGAUGCACCAUUCAGUGCUGUAUCAUUGGCAGUACUUUCAGCGCUAAUGCAUUCAGGAGUCAGGAGCUCUUUGCCCUCAUUCCUUGGC